This is a messenger RNA of Amphibalanus amphitrite, 2870 nucleotides long. RefSeq names its product tyramine/octopamine receptor-like. The record is from RefSeq and is a predicted model, not a curated record. The transcript is spliced from 2 exons. Gene Ontology annotation, molecular function: G protein-coupled receptor activity. Gene Ontology annotation, cellular component: membrane. Gene Ontology annotation, biological process: G protein-coupled receptor signaling pathway. The coding region runs from base 232 to 2136 and encodes 634 amino acids. Lineage: Eukaryota; Metazoa; Arthropoda; Thecostraca; Balanomorpha; Balanidae.
GACGCUGCCGGCACGGGCAGCCCGGACACCGGCAGUCUCAGUGUCGUCUGCAGGCUGUCAUCAGUCCCUGCUUGGAGCAGUCUGGCUGACAACUCAGACGCCUGAAGCUUGACGAAGAAUCAGCUAGCGGGGAUGAACGUAAGCAGCCAUGUCGACUGAGACUUAGUGGCGGCUUACAACAGAUGGUGGAACGAGGACUGCUCAUAGUUGAUCAUAGAGCGUGACCCGACCAUGGAACUGAUCGUCUUCGGCACAGUCUUCAACAGCGGCAGUAACGACAGCGGCGGAACCCUUCCCGGUCCUUGGAACGACACCGCCUCACUCAGCACGGUCGGGCUCAGUCUGGUGACCGAGACAGACCCCGGCGCGGGCGGACGACCUCUGGCAGUGGCCGUGGCCAUCGCCUCUCUGAUGGCCUUCAUCGCCCUGCUCGGCCUGGCCGGAAACAGUCUGGUGGUGGUGGUCACCAUCGUGGACCACGACCUGAAGGAGCAUGUCAGCAACAUCAUCAUCGGCAACCUGGCGCUGGCCGACCUGAGCACCUGUCUCCUGGUGGUGCUGCCGUCGGCCGGCUCCCUGCUCGCCGACCGGUGGCCGUUCGGACCGGUCCUCUGCUGGCUCCACUGCGGCUUCAACUAUCUCUUUAUCAUCGUCUCCAUGAUGUCGCUGGCGCUGGUCAGCCUGGACCGGAAGGAGGCCGUGGAGGAGCCGCUGCAGUACAUCCAGCGCUCGCGGCCGUCGCGCCUGCUCGCCCCUCUGGCGCUCAUCUGGAGCACCGGAGCGCUGUUUGCCAUCAUCCCCGUGGCUCUCCACUGGAUACACUACGACUACUGGGAGGGCGUCUGCGCCAUCGGCUGGUUCCAGCACCGUGGUACUGUGCUCUAUGUCAUCGUGGCCUUCUGCGUGUGCUUCCUGAUACCGGCCUCGCUGAUCGUCUGGUCCAACCACAUCAUCGUGACGACGUCGCACCGCGUGUCGCGACGUCACGGCAGCAUGCGCAACACGAGGGACACCGUCAGCACCCCCAGUCAGAAGGAGAGCACCACGCUGCGCCGUCUCUACCGGUCGAUACGGCUCAGAGGCCGGCGCUUUGUGCGCCGCUCACCGGGCGUAUCGUCCUCGGUACGAGCGGCACCGGUGGUACCCCCGGCCGGCGCCACCCCGCUGACCCGCACCCGGUCUGAGCCGCAGCGAUCCCUGCGCCUGGACGUGUCAGAGCUGGUGUCCGGGUCGCACAACAUCGAGAGCAUGUUCAGUGAGUUCGGGGAGCAGCGGCGACGGCGACAGCGGGACAACAGCGAUCUGGAGUCGGAGGUGGCAACGGUUCACUUGCCGAGUGAGGUGCGCCGGCGCAGCGCCCUCCAGCCGGUUAUCGAUACACUCACUGUCCGACGACCUGCCCAGCCAGCGGCCCAGGUCGGCACAGAAGUCAAUCCCGAGGCGGUCGUAGCCAAAAUCAGCAAUGGCAGCGAGGUCCGCCGCGGUAUCCGCCGUAUUCGUCGCCAAGGUGGCGAAGGAAUUGGUGGCAGCGGCAGCAGCAGCGACGGCAGCGGCGACAGUCGCGGUGGCGACGACGAAGCUCCUGUGCCAGAGCCUGUACCUCCCGAUCCUCUAUCGGAGCUCGAGAGUGUCGCCGAGUCGGGCGCCGCACCCGCCCGCCGAGCGAAGAUCAUCCUGCGCCGCCAGGGCUCGUACGUGGUGGAGAGCUUGCCGGCGUCGCUGCCAAGGCUGGUGGUUCGGCUGGCAGAGUCCCGCUCCUGCGAGGGUGGAUCACCUGCCGCUGACCUUCCAGACAGCCUAAAGAGGCCGCUGGAGGCCGCCCAGGCGCGUCCGCUGACUUCCGGCCAGGAGAGGCAUCUGGUCCGCUCCCACCGCCGCAUCAUCAGGUCCAUCUCCAUCGUGGUGGCCAUCUUCUUCGUGUGUAUGACACCCUUCUGCGUCACCAAACUGGUGAAGAUCAUCUUUUUACGGGAAGACCUAUUGCCCGGCUGGCUGAACCUUUUGGCCAGCGUAGUGCAGUUUAUGUCUUCAGCAACCAAUCCAUUUAUCUACGGCUUCUUCAGACCGGACUUCAAAAGGGCCUUCCUGAGAAUAUACAGGAAGAUGAAACUAUCCUCAAUUAUUUCUCGGCAAUAAUCUAACCCUCUCUUCCCCUCCCCCUCCUGGCCUCUUCGCCUUCUGUGUUCGUUUUCUAAUAGUGUUCCUUUUAUUUAUAAUCUUUGCAACAUAUUUGUGUAAGAAAGUUCUUAUCUAUUGUAGUAUUUUUUUUUUAAUAAUUGUAAUGUUUUGUAUGAAGGUUCAUUAAUCAUGUUGAUUUUAUAAAAGAGCCAACUUAAUUUAAGUGGGUUAUUUUACCUAUCAUUGUUGUGCAAUGGUGUUCCACGCUGCAUACUUCAUGCGUUUGCUGUUCAAAUUUCACCCGCACCGAUGCCGCAGUAUUGCAAUAGUCACAACUCAGGAUACCCCCCCCCCCAUGACGUGUAAUUGUGUUAUAUGAACUUUUCGGAGCAGCAAAAGUUCAGCCCACGAAUAGUCGCGGAGAAGAAAGUACCGAAUCGGCGGAGGCUAGAGAGUUUCAAUUUAUUCCUACUUUGUGUUUGUUUUAUCCAAAAAUUGAACCAUGGUGACACAAAAGUGUACGAAAUGUAUAUAGAAGGAUAAGUUCAGUCAUUUCGUUCUGUGUUGCCCUAUCUGGAAUCAUUCAUUAAUUUUGAUUUAAACGUUUUAUGGGUUCAUUCCGACUUUCUGUUUGUAUAGACAGUCAAGCUCGGACUAUCUAUGUUUGGAAUAUGUGCUGUGUAAUACAAAUGCGAAUAAAGCAUGCGGCAUAAAUCGACGCAUUUUUCAAACCCCACAUCCGUUCUCUCAUG